GCGCCUCGAGUAGUCGAGUGAAGUCGAGUGUCCGAGCUUCUGAUUCAUCACCGUUGCCCGUCGGCACACUGUCACUUAGCAGUCGCGGCGGGCUCGCAGUUGUCGAUUUGCCGAGCUUUUCGUUUGCCCGCGCCCACGCGCCCACAUCGUUGAGAACAAGUGACAAGCGGAGAACGAGCACGUCACAAGCGAUGACGGAGGUUCACAACUUGGGUGUCGAUGCCAUCAGCUGUCACGCGUGGAACAGAGAUAAAACUGAGGUUGCCAUAUGCCCGAACAACAAUGAGAUCCAAGUGCACAAACGUAGUACUUCAUCCGGAUGGAAGUUGCUCGAGACCUUGGAGGAACAUCACAUGGCUGUCAUGGGAAUCGACUGGGCGCCAAAAACUAAUCGCAUAGUCACCUGUUCCGCAGACAAGAACGCCUAUGUAUGGACCCAGAAAGAGGACGGCAAGUGGGAUCCCGCUUGGGUUCUCUUGCGAAUAAAUCGAGCCGCUACCUGUGUAAAAUGGUCUCCUCUAGAAAAUAAAUUUGCCGUGGGCUCCGGGGGACGAGUUAUAGCUGUUUGUUACUUCGUAUCAGAGAAUAAUUGGUGGUUAUGUAAACAUAUUAAGCGUCCAUUGAGGUCUACGGUAACUACCGUCGACUGGCAUCCGGACAACAAGGUUCUGGUCGCGGGAUCGACGGACUACAAGGUCCGUGUCUUCAGUGCAUUUAUCAGUGAUAUGGAGGAUGCUCCUGGUACUAGUCCUUGGGGACAGAGCAAUUCCUUAGGAACAUUGUUGGCUGAGUUUCCUAAUACGCCCAACGGAGGUGGCUGGAUACAUUCAGUAGCGUUCAGUCCGUGUGGCAAUAAAAUCUGUUGGGUGGCGCACAACUCGUCUAUAUGUGUCGCUGAUGCUACUAAAGGAAAUGCAGUCAUGAGACUGUAUACAGAGCAUUUACCGUUUUUAAGUUGCAUUUGGAUAGGUUCUAAUAACAUUGUUGCCGCUGGGCAUAGCUGUAUGCCAAUGUUAUAUUCCGUAGAUGACAACGGACAGAUAUAUUUUGUUUCAAAGUUGGACAACACGCAAAAAAAGGAGAUUGCCGGAUUAUCUGCUAUGCGAAAAUUCCAGUCGCUAGAUCGACAAGCGAGGAAUGAGACGAACGAUAAUGCUUUGGAUAGCGUGCAUCAAAACACAAUCAACUGUGUUCGCCGAGUAUCCGAUCAUGAAUUUAGCACAAGCAGUUUAGACGGACAACUUGUAGUUUGGGACUUGAAGCUUCUAGAGAAUUCCAUUGCUGGUCUCAAGAUAGCGUAAGCAUGAAACUUUUUUUUUAUAUUACGAAAAUCAGAGAUAUUACAUCCAAUACAACGAUGUAUAAAUGUUAAAAUGAAUAAUAUACAAUUUCUCAUUAA
This is a messenger RNA of Wasmannia auropunctata (little fire ant), 1399 nucleotides long. RefSeq names its product actin-related protein 2/3 complex subunit 1A (gene Arpc1). Gene Ontology annotation, cellular component: Arp2/3 protein complex; actin cytoskeleton. Gene Ontology annotation, molecular function: actin filament binding. The transcript has 6 exons. The coding region runs from base 192 to 1301 and encodes 369 amino acids. The record is from RefSeq and is a predicted model, not a curated record. Gene Ontology annotation, biological process: Arp2/3 complex-mediated actin nucleation. NCBI's taxonomy places the organism in Eukaryota, Metazoa, Arthropoda, Insecta, Hymenoptera, Formicidae.